Messenger RNA from Penicillium bovifimosum, 2034 nucleotides. Its product is annotated as NIF domain protein. Bases 1 to 2034 code for a protein of 677 amino acids. NCBI's taxonomy places the organism in Eukaryota, Fungi, Ascomycota, Eurotiomycetes, Eurotiales, Aspergillaceae. The transcript has a single exon. Gene Ontology annotation, molecular function: phosphoprotein phosphatase activity. The record is from RefSeq and is a predicted model, not a curated record.
AUGAUGGAUCCUGCAUCGACACAGAAACGUUGGAAUGGACGAAGAUCCGGCCAAGCGGCUUCCUCGUACGGUGCGGAUCGUAAUGCGCCUCGGAACGUGCAUCGGAGUAUCGAAGGCGGGGCCUAUCCUAUGCAGGGUACCACUCAGCAGCCGUUCUAUAAUCCUAUGCUGAAUAUGAACCAAAAUGGGGGGCAGGCCACUCCAAGGUCUCACGGUUAUCAAUCCCAAGGCCAGAAUCCCAUGUCACAUGGCCAACACCACACGCCUUCAAUACAGAACCAAACACCUUUCGAUCCUUUCCAGGGCUUACCACCCUUGGACCCGAACUUCUUCCAAAUGUCACAGAACAUGCCUUGGAUGUUUCCCCCCUUCGAUGCCUCAAUACCCAAUAUGCCUCCCUUCCCUUUCUUCCCCUUCGACAUGAACACCCCACUACAACAACAAAGUCACCGCCCCAUGAGCACAAUGUCACAAGGUACAAAAGGCCGUUUCGACUCUGCUUCCCAUCGAGCACGGGGGUCGCCAGGACCACCAAUCAAAGUCCCCCUCCCAACCCAACAAUACACAAAACAAGCCUCACUGAAACCCGAACCAUCAGCGAAACGCCCGCUCCUCAUCAUCCUAGAUCUAAACGGAACUCUCAUCUUCCGCAAACUGCGCAAAUUCCCACCCAAAUUCGCCAGGCGCGCAGGACUAGACUACUUCCUCGCAACGCUAAUCAAAGAAUACAAAGUCAUCAUCUGGUCCAGCUCUCAACCAGCAACUGUAAACGCAGUCUGCGAGCAGCUAUUCCCAGGCUCCAUGCACGACGCCCUCGUCGCCCGCUGGGGCCGCGACAAGUUCGGCCUCACUGCUGCCCAAUACAAUUCCAAGCUGCAGGUCUACAAGGAGCUGCGCAAGGUCUGGGCGGAGCCGAGUAUCCAGGCUGCGUUUCCUGGAAACGAGCAUUUGAAAGAUGCUGCGAACCUGCGGCCUGGUCAUCGCUGGGAUCAAUCGAAUACCAUUCUCAUCGACGAUAGCAAGCUCAAGGCUUCCAGUGAGCCGUUUAAUAUCCUUGAGAUCCCGGAAUUCCUCGGUGAUCCGAAUAUCGACGAGUCGAAACUUUUCGGGAAGGUGCUUGCUCGUCUUGACUUCCUUUCGAGACAUGAUGAUGUCAGCAAGGUCCUUCGUGAAUGGAAUGAUCGUGUUGCGAAGGGAGAGGGCACCAUUCUAGACUUGGAUAUCGGGGUAGAAGAAGAGGACUAUGACUACGAGGAUGGAGGCACGACUCUUUUCCCCGAGCAGCUCAAUCCUGACAGAGCGGAUACUCCAGAUGCCCCUGACAUCACCAAACCUACGCCGAAAAAGAAGCAAAAUAAAAAGGCGAAAGCGAAGGCUAAGGCAGCCGCCAAUGCUGCGGCUGCUGCAGCCACUGCAGCGGUCGACACAACAGCGCCCCAGCCACAUCCAAGUGGCGAAGACAGAAAAUUACAGAUCAGACUCGCCCGCAAUCAGCGAAAAAAAGCGAGGAAAGACGAAGCAAAAGCCAGAAACACUGCAGAAUCGAAACCCGACCUCGAAGUUAAGGCUGUGCCGGUACCGAGUGAGAACGCAAGCGAACAAACCACAAAAGAAACAGACACAGAGAAACCUCAACCAGCUCAGCAGCCUUCCCAUCGCAAAAAGAAAGCCAAUAAGAGGAAAGCUCUAGCUAUCUCAGGCGAGCAUGAACAUCCUAUUACCAAUCCAGUUUCCGAGUCCAUAGACAGAGAAAUGUCUUCGCCUUCGAAGGAUACUGGAUCUGGAUCUGGAUCUGAUUAUGUACUCUCUGAAAGUGGCGCUACAGCUGCGAAGACGAAGACGGUGUAUUCCAAGGAAGGUUCGCCUGAAUACAUACCUACCGAUGCGCGAGCGGAUAUCGGUGUGAAUACGGAUGCUGCUGUUGAAGUCAGUACCGGCAAAGCGGGUCGGCCUCGCUCGCCGUCUGCUGCGUCUGUUCGAUCGAAUAAUUCGUUGCUUGAUCGGCUUGAGGUUGGGCUUGGGAUGCAUAAGUGA